Messenger RNA from Pyricularia grisea, 3572 nucleotides. RefSeq lists its product as uncharacterized. The coding region runs from base 837 to 1712 and encodes 291 amino acids. The transcript has 3 exons. Lineage: Eukaryota; Fungi; Ascomycota; Sordariomycetes; Magnaporthales; Pyriculariaceae. The record is from RefSeq and is a predicted model, not a curated record.
GCAAGCUGAGCUGUCAUCUCUUUUCCGAGCCCGAAUUGACCUGACCUGACCUGACCUGACCUAACCUGACCUGACCCCUUGCGCCAAGGGCUAGUCGCACGCACCCCCUCCUCCUCAUCAGCCUCGUUAUUUCACCUUUCUCCAACCGGCGCCCGCCGACCUACUUUAGUCCGCCAUAUUGGAUCUUACCCUAGCGUCCGAGCUCCUGGUGAUCUUGUUCUUCCUGAUGGUUCCCUCACUUAACACACACUCUCACACACAGACAUUCACACAACGAAAAGAAUAAAGCUCCUUCUCGUGUUCCACCAAUUCCUCGUUUAUUCCGCCGCAGACACUUUUUCUCGUAUCUCAUUAGCUACUACCAACUACUCUGCUGUCUUGCCUGCCAGUCAGUAAGUCAGUCAGUCAGUCGAUUAUUCGGACUGGAUAAACUGUACAUACAUAUAUGGACCCUCUUUCCCCUCUCGCUUGUCUUCAGAACUGCGGACCACCACCUUAGUUUUUAAAACACCCCGACACCGAUAUUUGCCAUUCACUCUGGGUAAACUAGCUGGGAAGCACUUUGCUCACCCCCCGAUCGACUUGAAAGAGCCCAAGGAUAUUUCCCAGAGACUGGCGUGAGAGUGUGAAAGACACUCGGAAACAACCAUAGCACCGCUAUAUGUGGGCAGCUUUUCAGAGGGAUAUGAGCACCACCUCGGUCCUCCAAUUAAGCGAGCUUGGCUAGUUGAAGCAUCCACCUGGAGGGAAGAGCAAUCGACGACGAAUAAAAAAAAAAAAAAAAAAAAAAAAAAAAAAAAAAAAACGAACAGCAGCAGACCGACAGACCAGCAAAAAUGGCUUUUGAUAUGCGGUCAAACAUGUCUCCCUCUUUGGCCAAGAAGGUUGUCGAUGAUGACAUGUCGGACGAUGAGUUUGACUUUGACGAGGAGUAUUUCAUGAGGACCUACAAGCCGCUUUCGAACUUGCCUACGCCCCCACCGUCUUCACAAAACUCCUCGGCCGCCCUCAGUCCUAUGUUGUUGGAGAUGCAGGAUGGCGAGAUGCGGGACCCAGCCUUCUUUGGAGCUGCUGUUCAUCUGGUCAACCUCUUGCCCCCAGCCGCAUCUCUGGCAACGCCGUCGGUUCCUGUUGUUCAUGCGAUUCUCACUCGAUCUGACUUGCCAUUGCAUACUGUGGCCUUGGCCGUAUGCAUCAUGGACUCCCUUGGUAGCAAGUUUCCUAGAGCUUGGAGGACGUCUUGCCCCUUGAUGCCUAUGGGCCCCGACUCCGACUUCGAUGUGGAUCCCGAUUAUACGCACACGGACGGGCGUACGGAAAAGCGCACGCGCCUGCAGCAUAUCGACUCGGUCUCGCCGGAACUCAUUGUCCUCGCUUCGUUGAUCAUUGCUGCCAAAUUCACCGACGACUCCCAGGAAUCAACUCGAUGGUAUGCCGGGGCUUGGGGCAGCUGGAUGUGGUCAUGUGACCAGAUCAACACGACGGAGCGAUGCAUCAUGGAGAACUUGGGCUACCGGAUCAUGCCCUUGACUGCCCCGGACAUCCUCGAGGAUGCUAUCACAGACAUGGCCAGAGCCGCGAAAUCGGCAACAGGCUACCCAGGCUGCGGUAACAGCAGCGGGUCGUCGUCGUCAUCAUCCCGGGGAGGAUACGCAACACCGGUUACACCCGCAAGUAGCUGCGAUGAUCGGCAGCUUGGGGGUCACCGGUGAACAGCUCUUUUUGGAAUAAUCUUCGUCUUCAUUGUCGUCAUCAUCACUACUGCCACUGUUAAGAACUGGCUGUUCCUGCCAAACAUCGACAUUCAUAACGUCCAUAAUAUUUCAUAAUCGGCUAUUUUCUUGUCUUGGUCGGAGCAUCAGCAGCGUGUUGGGUUUUUACAAACUGCUCUUUUUUUUUUCUCUUUUCAAUCAUGGGCGUUUCUGGCAUCUUAAUCAGACCAUAUCUGGGCGUUUGGUGGUCCUCAUUUGUCGUCAUUUACAUUUUUUUUGUCCAAGUUUGCAACAUCAUACCCCCUUCUUGUUUUAUUAUUUGGCGUUUUUUUUCCUGUUAUUACAAAAGACUUGGUUGGGCUAUAUUUGUUGCAUUUUAUCGUUUCCUCUGUGCCCGAUGAUGUGUUAGUCGGCAUUGGCACUUGGAGUGAGACACGGACAGAAGAAGAAGGAGAAAAGCCAAAGACUGUGCCCUUUUGGUUAGUUAGCUACUGGCGGCACAGAACAGCAUAGCACAGACUUGGUCACAACAACAUCACAUUGAAUAUGGUCUACCCUAGGUUGACAUACCUGGGCAAGUUUUUAAAUUCUAAUUUAGUCGCACGUCACGUCCGAGCUCCUUUGGUUCUCCCCAAUUGCCUAUGCAAUGACAUCAUAAGAGAUAAUUGCAAGCAAGGUUUUUGAAUUCAAGAACGAUUGAGACAACAACAUGGUUGGCUGUACGACGAGACAAGUCUAUGGACUAAGCCUCUCCAAGGUCCACUCUGCGUCCUUCUCAUCUGUCCUCUCGUAAACAAAGCGAUCGUGCAAUCUAUUCGCCCUCCCUUGCCAAAACUCAACCCGCAGCGGCACGAUCCUCAGCCCUCCCCAAAAGUCAGGCACUGGUAUGUCAUCGACGCCGGCAAACUUGCCCUCGGUCUCGCGCACCCACCCUUCAAGCUGCGCGCGGCCGUCGUCCUCGGCUCCUCCUCCUCCUCCUCCUUCUCCUGCUUGGGGUUUGAGCACGGCGCUCUGUCGACUCGCCCAAGCCCCGAUGCGGCUGCCGCGGACGCGCGUGUCGUAGUAGCGCUGCGACUCGUGGCGCGUCAGGCGUUCGGCCCUGCCCUCGACGCGCACCUGCCUCUCGAGCGGCUCCCACCAAAACGUCAGCGACGCCCACGGGUUCCCGACCGACGCGGCCGUGCCGUCGCCAAACAGGUCAAAGGCCUUGCGGCUGGUGCCAAAGUUGGAGUAGAUGACGAAGCCCUUGUCGUCGAGCUCCUUCAUGUAGACGACGCGGGCGGUCACGCGGCCCGACGGCAGCGACGCGGUCGACAGCGUGCACGUCUCCGGGUGGGAUACCUUGAGCUGCUGGGCUGCGGCGGCGGCGGCGGUGGUCGAGUCACCACCGUCGUCACCCAGCGCCGAUUUGAACCAGGCGUGGAACUGCCGGAUCGGCGACGUGGGGUCCAGGUCCGAGCGGUGCAGCCCCGUCCGCUCGUGCUUGAGGAACUGCUCCGCCUGGCUGUUCAUGGGAGCCGUCGAUGAAGGGGCGACUGUUGCGUGUUAAGGGGCCAUUGGUGGGCUGUGUUACUUACAGAUUAGCUUCUCCCCAUCAGGAGGAGGGUGCAAGGCCAUUGUUCUUCGAAAGCUGAGUGCUCCAAGUCGGCCGAGUGAGCAGUUGAGGCGGAUGAGGGGCCGAGUGAUGAUGUUCAUCAAGGCAAGGAAGCAACCAAAAAAACAAAGAUCGAACCCAAAGGAGGCUGAUAACAAUAAAAAAAGCAAAGCAGGCAAUUGUUCUUUUUAUUUAUAAAACAAAAUACUGCAACGUCUUACAGGCGAAAAACUAAUGGAAAAGAUCAAAAGAAAGUAAAUAUUCCC